AUGGUUCGAGGUUCAGACAUCAUCUUAAUUUUGGUCGCUAUCAUCUUCCCUCCUCUCGCAGCAGCGAUGAUCACUGGAUGUAGUUGCGACCUACUCAUCAAUAUCUUAUUGACUUUUUUGGGUUACUUGCCCGGUCAUUUACAUGCUUUCUGGUUGAUCUACAAGAAAAUCAAAGCAGAGGAAUCUUUCGGUCCAGGAGGAUACACAUACCUUGGUAACGGCAACUUUGUAGGAAAUGGACCUGGUGUCGUCGGAGCUCCUCCACCUCCUCAUGGACAUCAACAACAAUAUUACGGUUCCACUCAGUAA
Kwoniella shivajii is the source of this 309-nucleotide messenger RNA. RefSeq lists its product as uncharacterized. Bases 1 to 309 code for a protein of 102 amino acids. The record is from RefSeq and is a predicted model, not a curated record. The transcript has 4 exons. Gene Ontology annotation, cellular component: membrane. NCBI's taxonomy places the organism in Eukaryota, Fungi, Basidiomycota, Tremellomycetes, Tremellales, Cryptococcaceae.